ACAGAAAUAAAAUUUGUAGUUUUAAUAAUUUAACAAUAUAUAAAAUAAAUAAAAAUAAUAAUAAUAAUAAUAAUAAUAAAUACCUACAUUUAAAUAAACCAACAACAAUGAGUAAAACUAUAAAUGUAUGUUUAUUGGGUGAUAUAGAAUCAAAUCAAUCUGAUUUAAUUAGAAUAUUUACAAAUUCACUCUGUGAUUGGUAUAAUGAUGAUACAAUGGAAAUUAAUAAAUCUUAUAAAUAUAUUUAUUAUAAAAGGGAAUACAACUUUAUAUUAAGUGAUACUGAUAUUUCAAAUAAAAACUAUUUAGAUACAAUUCGACAAAGUGAUGCAUUUAUUCUAACGUUUUCGUUAACAACUAAAAAGACUGGGGAAAAUAUCGAAUAUUAUUAUAAUUUAAUAAAUGAAAAUAGAAAUAAAAAAGUACCGAUUAUUUUAAUUGGGAUAUCAAACGAGUUUGGAAGAUUCGAAUUUAAUAUUGCCGAUAUACAAAGAAUGAAACAAAAGUUAGGUAUACCUUAUACAACAACUUUUCAAAAUGAUUCAAACUCCAUCACAUCGGCAUUUCAUUUAUUAAUAGAAACAAUAGAAGAAUUUGAAAAUAGGGAAUUAAACAAAAGAAAAAAAAUAGAAAGCAAUAUGCAAUCGUUAUCGUUAUCACAAUCACAAUCACCAACUGAAGCCAAAAUAGGAAUACACGGAAUAACAUACACAAAUAGUAAUAAAAGCAGCUUUUUUAAAAAAUUAAAAACCAAUUUUGGGCUAAAAAAACACCUACACAAUACACACACAUAAAUAAUUUGAUAUAAUUAAUAAAGAAAAAUAGUAACAAUAAUAAC
Molecule: messenger RNA, 838 nt
Organism: Dictyostelium purpureum
Lineage: Eukaryota; Evosea; Eumycetozoa; Dictyosteliales; Dictyosteliaceae
Exons: 3
Coding region: 108-794 (228 amino acids)
Biological process (GO): small GTPase-mediated signal transduction
Cellular component (GO): plasma membrane
Molecular function (GO): GTPase activity; GTP binding; GDP binding
Source: RefSeq, a predicted model, not a curated record